This is a messenger RNA of Caenorhabditis angaria, 3218 nucleotides long. NCBI's taxonomy places the organism in Eukaryota, Metazoa, Nematoda, Chromadorea, Rhabditida, Rhabditidae. The record is from the annotation of a GenBank genome assembly.
AUGUGUUUCAUGGAGAUAUAUGGUUGUUAUCAACGAUAUUCCAAUUCGAUUUCGAUUGAUCAACGUAAGUUGACACUGUAAAGAAUUUAAAAAAGAAAUAUUACGAAAUCUUCACUGCUUUGUUUAGAAAAAAAACUAUCUCUCAUUUCCAAAUUUUUCCUUGUCAAAAUCUAAAAAAUUGAUAAUAAACUUGCAUUGCAUGUGUUCUUUUUUAUUAAAAUCAUAAUUUUAAUCGACUUUUGAAACUGUUAUUUUUUACAGAAUGUCGUCUUAUGGGUUUAUAAUUGUACCCCAAAAAUCGACAAAUGAAGUGGAUCUUGUGAAACCACUUACAACUUAUAUUGAUAGUGUUUAUAAUACUUCGGAUGAUAAUAAAGCUGAAAUAUCAGAAGCUGUUCAAGAAUUGAAUAAACUUCGAUCAAAAGCUUGUUGUCAACCAUUGGAUCGACAUCAAUCUGCUUUGGAUGUUGUUACAAGAUAUUAUGAUCAAUUAGUUGCUAUCGAAAACAAAAUUAUCAUUUCUGCCACACAAAAUUCGAUAGUUUUUAAAUGGGAAGACGCGUUUGAUAAAGGAAGCUUUUUCCGCAGUCCGGCAAGUUUUCAGAAAACUUUUUGGGAUUAUGAAUGGAAAUAUGUUAUAGGCCUCACUUUCGCUUUCUGAUGGUUCCUUUGAACGCGCCGCUAUUCUUUUCAAUUGUGCGGCAUUGAUGUCUGCAAUAGCCGGAUCUCAGAAGUUCCAUACCGAUGUGGAAAUCAAAACAUCUGCCAGUCUUUUCCAACAAGCUGCAGGUGACAAUUUAAAUUUAAUAAACCAUUCAAGUUCAAAAAUCAAGAAUUUUUAGGAAUUUUUGCGAAGUUACGUGAUAGUGUUCUUGGAAUGGUUCAACAAGAUCCAACUCCUGAUCUUAUGCCAGAUACACUUGCCGCACUUUCUGCAAUUAUGGUUGCUCAAGCUCAAGAAUGCAUUUAUAUCAAAGGGAAAAAGGAUAAUAUGAAACCAGCUGCAAUGACUAAAAUAUCUGCACAAUUGGCUGAUUUUUAUGUGGAAGCUCAAAAAUUGAUGGCAAAAGAUGUGGUUUAUGGUGUUUUCGAUACUGUGAUGGUUAGCACAGUUACUGGGAAAUUAUUGACUUAUCAAGCUUUGUCACAAUUUCAUCAAGCUGAAGUCGAUGCGGAGAAUAGAAAAAUAAGAGAUCAAUUAUCUCGCUUGCAAGAAGCUAUAAAAGUCGCUGAAACUGCACAAAAUACAAUUGGAAAAAGAAGCAGAAUGGUUGACCACUCUAUUUUCAGCAAUCUCAAAAGCUCAUUUCUCUGCUAAAAAGGAUAAUGACCUCAUCGUAAGUAGUUUUCUAAAUGAUGAAUAAUUGAAACUAAUAUCAAUUUCAGUAUCACGAAAGAGUAACCGAUUUCCGUUCACUUGCUCCAUUACCAAAAGCAGCCUUGGCUAAACCAACUCCAAUAACUGGACCACUUUCACCAAAAUUCAAAGAUAUGUUCUCAUCUUUGGUUCCAGUUCAAGUUCAUAAUGCAAUGCAAUCAUAUGAAGCAAGAAAAGCUGAAUUAAUUAAUAUGGAAACUGUUCGAAUGAGAGAAGCAACUCAACUUAUGAAUGGGUUAGUUUUUAUUAUGUGGAAUUACUUUUCGAACUAUUUUUAGAUUUUUGUCGAGUUUGAAUCUGCCGGCUUCAUUAGAUGAUGUAACAUCAACAGAAAUCCUACCCGAAUCAAUUAGACGAAAGUCUAUAAAAUUAAAAGAAAAUGGUGGAUUGGCCGAAAUUCUACGGUUGCUCAGGGAAUUACCAUCUUUUUAUCAAAGAAACGAGGAAAUAUUAUCAAAAACAAGUCGAGUUUUGAAUAAUGAAAAAGAAAGCGAUGAUACAAUGAGAAAACAAUUAUCCACAAAAUGGAAUCGAAUGCCAAGUGAUCAAUUGACUGGACCAUUAGUACAGGAAAUUGGUAAAUUUCGGAAAGUAUUGCAUACUGCUUUAGAAGCUGAUAGAAUGAAUAGAUAUAAAUUCAAUACACAUAGACAAAUGAUCGAGUUAUUAUCGAAAAAUGAGAGUGUAUUGAAAGCUGCAAUUCCUGGACAAACUGCACAUUCAACUGGAGAAACUGAAACAGUUCGAAAAUUGAAAGAAUUAAUGAAAAAAUGGACAGAUUUGACACAAAAAAGAGAACAAUUGGAAAAGGAUUUGAAAUCAACAAAUUGUGAUAUUGCUACUGAUUUUUUGAGAGCAUUAGCUGAAAGUCAAUUAAUCAAUGAGGAACAAAUAUCAAAGGAAAAGAUCAAUGAAUUAUUUGGAGCACUUCGAAAUCGCGUACAAAAAUCAUUGAAUGAUCAAGAGGCUUUGAUGAAUGAGAUUCAGACUUGGAAUAAUAAAUUUUCUGGAGAGAAAGCAGUAUCGGAUUCGGGGUUGAAAAGAGAAAGAUUUUUGACAACUUUAGCUCAAGCAGCUGAUGUUUAUGCUGAAUUGAGGGCCAAUUUAGAAGAGGGAACUAAGGUAGGAUAUUAUGUGGUAACGAAAUCUACCAGCCUAACCCAAGAUUUUUUCAAUGAGCCAUUUUUUGCAGUUCUACAACAUCCUUACUCCAAUUCUUGCUAGAUUACAACAAAAAGUCAGUGAUUUUGUAUUUGCACGACAAGCUGAAAAGGAGGAUUUGAUGCGACAAUUACAAUUGAGCAUUGUUUCUGGUUAGUAUUAGGAGUGUUACUCGGAAAAAAUCUCGUCACAAUGACGCGAAAACCCGUUUGUUUUUUAGGUGCUGCCCAACAAGCCGUCGUUGGUGCAGUCUCCUCAUAUUUUUGGAAUUACGUCACAGGUAAGAUAUCGAUUUUUUAAAUUGAUUAUCACUAAAUCAAUAUUUCAGGGACUACUGCAGCAGAUCCACCAAUACCUCCAUCAAAUCAAUAUGAAAGUAUUGAUUCACUGAUUCCACAGAUAGGAAAUGCGCAGAAUUCACAAGGUCAAGAUUGGUUUCAUCCCAAUAACGAAAAAGACAACAUUAAAUAUAUUGCGAAAACGUGAAAUGCCACGUGGAUUUUAAAUAAUCAUUUCUCCAAUAAUUUUUCAUUCCAAAAUUAUAUUUUCAGGCCAAUCACAAUCAAUGACGUUUCAACCAACAUUCUCAACUCCUUAUCCAAAUUUCCCAGGAGCUUUUCCUUCUUAUCAACAACAAGGCUAUUUCCCACCAAAUACCCGAUUUCCCAAAAAUCCUUAA